Messenger RNA from Anopheles merus, 2618 nucleotides. RefSeq lists its product as uncharacterized. The coding region runs from base 707 to 1642 and encodes 311 amino acids. The transcript is spliced from 7 exons. The record is from RefSeq and is a predicted model, not a curated record. NCBI's taxonomy places the organism in Eukaryota, Metazoa, Arthropoda, Insecta, Diptera, Culicidae.
GCUGACGAUGACUCGGUGUGGUCCGGCUUCAGUUUGCACCGAAGCCCGACCGCGUACGGACACACGCUGCACGCGUUGCGCGCUUUGCGUUUCAUCCACAACGUUUUUCGUGGCGACCGUCGCCACAAGACGACGACAACGGUUACGUGGUUAGUUGGGAGUGUGUCCAGCGAUGUUCCUAGUGCUAGCUAGUUCCAUUUGCCGUCCCAUUUCCUAACACAAGCGGUGAAUCUGUAGAAAGACAGCACUCGGGUGUAAGGUCAAGUGCCGGAAAAGUGAAGUUGAAGUUACCCAUCGAACAUCACCACCAGAACUCGACUAGGUCGUGGACGUCAAAGUACUAUGAGUGUGCUGAUGUGCUGAUUAUGGUUUAAUGUAGUGAUACGGCUCGAGUGAUACUUAGCAGAGACUUCUCGGCGAAUACGAAAACCUUUAAGCCGUGUGUCUGUGUCUAUGUGAAUGUGUGUCUUUUUUUGUGUACAAAAAUGAGCAACCGGAGCAGGAUUGUAGUAGCAUCUAGUGGUACGCACUAGUGCUAGUGUGCGUGUAGGAUAGUAUUACCGAGAAAUUGAGUGUGUGUGUGUGUGUGUGUGCUUAGUGCUCGCUGCUUAACCUUUUGCGCCCUGCUGAAACGACAAACCCUACCAUUCCCCGUCGGGCGGUCAAGUGGCGUUACAGAAACACAUACACACACGCUGAAGUACACAUGAGCAGCUUUGCCGCGUUAGGCCGCAUGAUGCGCCUGAAUGGUAGGCUAACCGCAGCCGUCCUAUUACUGCAGGCGUUAACGCUUGCCAGAUGUCUGCAGCUGACGGAAAUUACUGUGCCGGAUGUGGUGGAUGUCCGGGAGACAGUUACACUCUCCUGCAGCUACGACAUGGGCACGCAUAAGCUUAACUCCGUCAAAUGGUACAAAGACGAACGAGAGUUCUUCAGGUACUCGCCGCUAAUGCCGAAGAGCUUGAUGCUGUUCGAUGUGGAGGGCGUGACGGUGCUGCAGAACUCGACUGGCCAGAUCUGCAACCAGUUCAUGUGUAGCAUUCAGCUGCACCGGCUCAACAUACGGUCGAGCGGAUCAUACCGGUGCGAAAUAUCUGGCGACGCGCCAGAGUUCAAGCUGGCGCACGGUGUCGGCAACAUGACGGUGGCCGUCUAUCCGCAGUUUGAUCCCAUCAUCAACGGGUUACAGCACAACGGGGUGCAGCACAACUACGCGCUCGGCGACUUUGUCGUCGCGAACUGCUCGUCGGAUAUGUCAAGCCCACCGGCCCGGCUCUACUGGUACAUCAACGAUCGCAAUGUUCCGUCAGAUUACCUACAGCCGCAGCACGAGUCGACGGUCGAGAACGAUGGAUUCCAGCUGCGUCAGCGGACGCUCGAGAUCCGGUUCUACAUCGACGAGAAGCGGCUCGGCAAGCUGAAGGGCAAGCUGGUGCUCAAGUGUCUCGCCCGAAUCGACGCCAUUCCGCAGGCCACGCGGGAAUCGACGCAGAUCAUUUACAUCCCGACGACGGACGAGCUGCGCAACCAGAAGCUGAUCAACUGGCGUGGCUCGGACGCUUCUUCGUUACAGUACGCUACGCUCGCCCGGUUUUCUGUACUCUUCACCGUCACGCUUGGUGGUUUCAGGUGGUUCGUGUAAUUACAGACAUGCGUGUAUGAAGUAAAUCACAUCACACACACAUCACAUUCCGUUCGUUGCUGGAGAGAAGCAGAAGAAUCAGCAGAAGCAUCAGCAGCAGUAGUAGCAGCAGCAGCAGCAGCAGCAGCAGCAGCAUCAGCAGCAGCAGCAGCAGCAGCGAAGUAAGUACAUCCAGUAUACAAACUAGCGCAUGCAAGUUGUAGUUGAAGAACUAUAAGUAGAAAAAAGCAGAAAGGUUCAGCAGGGCGCGUAUCACGAGCAAAAUAGCAAUGCAAGCAAGCAGUCGAAGAAAGAAGGAGAAUUGUGUGGAUAAAAACAUGAUUCACGCAAACACGCAUGCGAAGAAGCAAAAAGAAGGUAAAUCAAAAUUGAGAUUUCUUAUCCUUGUUAGUACCGUACCAGUUUAUGCUCGGUUGUUGAGUGAUCUCGUUGAGUUUCGGACUAAGUUGCGCCAACACUUUUACCAAUUUACCCUGUUGCAUUUAACGCGAACGUUUACGCAUACUAUUAAGAGUAAGGAUUGGAAAACAAUGUAAAACAAGCAUGGGCGAUGGCAAACAAUACGAGAAAAAUUAAGUAAACAGAGAAAAUAAGAAAAAAAGGUAGCCAACACGGAUAAACGCAUCAAAAUGAUGACCAGUAGCAGGAGAAAGUAUGUGACAGAGUUGAUAAAAUGAACACAACAUUGUCAAAUUGAAGGGAAAAAGCAGUAAAAUGUAAAUAAUUAAUCACUUGGCUUCGGCCCACAGCAGAGCUAGGAACGGCAUGCUUAGAAAAUAGGGAGGGACAGAGGAAACAAAGCAAAAUGGAAUAAUGGUAUCCUGGUGCGCUCCAAGUCUCAAAAUAAUGACAACCAAAUUGAAACGAUUUCGGUUUGGUUGACGCGACUUGGAAACAAUAACAUUUUGCUGUUUGAAAAUGGCACAAAGUGUGGAAAAAAAGAAAAAAAAAGAAACCGCAUCCUUUUGCGUAAAAA